AGCUCUCUCUCUCUCUCUCUCUCUCUCUCUCUCUCAUUAUCCUUUCUAACCCUGAUUUAGCAAAACCAAGAUCAAAAUAACCACCAAAAAUGUUCCACAAGUACUGUUCCUCCAUUUCAUUGUUUAUGUACUUUGUUUUGGUUGGCUUGGCUACCACCUUGCAUAUGGUGCAAGGCCAAGUUACUACGCGCGUUGGGUUCUAUUCACGUACAUGUCCAAGGGCAGAGUUGAUUGUCAAGCAGACAGUCGAAGCUCAUUUUAACUCCAAUCCUUCCAUUGCUCCUGGGUUACUAAGGAUGCACUUUCAUGACUGCUUUGUCCAGGGUUGUGAUGCAUCUGUUCUUCUUAACGGCGCAAACACUGAGAAAACCGCCGGGCCUAACCUCGGUUUAAGAGGUUGGGAAGUCAUCAACGAUGCAAAGACUAAGCUUGAAACUGCGUGCCCCGGGGUGGUUUCCUGUGCAGAUAUUCUCGCCCUUGCUGCCCGGGAUUCUGUGGUUCUCACCAAAGGAUUCAGUUGGAAUGUGCCUACUGGAAGAAGAGAUGGAAAGGUUUCACUGGCAUCUGAGACUUCAAAUUUGCCUGGCUUUAGAGACUCCGUUGAUGUGCAAAAGGCCAAAUUCCAAGCAUUGGGUCUCAACACUCAAGAUCUUGUCACGCUUGUUGGUGGACACACCAUUGGCACUUCAGCUUGCCAAUUCUUUAGGUACAGACUAUACAACUUCACCACAACUGGAAAUGGCGCUGACCCAACCAUCAACCCUCUCUUCCUUUCUCAACUGCAAUCACUUUGCCCUCAAAAUGGUGACGCAGCCAGGCAUGUUGAUCUGGACGCAGGCAGCGGAAAUCAAUUUGAUGCAACUUUCUUUAGAAAUUUGCAGAAUGGUCGCGGGAUACUUGAGUCGGAUCAGAAGUUAUGGACCGAUGCCUCCACUAAAAGUUUCGUGCAACGCUUUUUGGGUGUGAGAGGAUUGCAAGCAUUGAAUUUCAACCUAGAGUUUGGAAGGUCCAUGGUGAAGAUGAGUAAUAUCGGCAUAAAGUCUGCCACAAAUGGUGAAAUUCGCCGCAUUUGUUCUGCAAUUAACUGACCAUGGAGAUUUAUUAACUUAUUAAUUGAGAUUUAUUUAUUUGUUGGCACAAUUAAGCCACUUUC
Molecule: messenger RNA, 1153 nt
Organism: Prunus mume (Japanese apricot)
Lineage: Eukaryota; Viridiplantae; Streptophyta; Magnoliopsida; Rosales; Rosaceae
Product: peroxidase N1-like
Biological process (GO): hydrogen peroxide catabolic process; response to oxidative stress
Molecular function (GO): heme binding; peroxidase activity
Source: RefSeq, a predicted model, not a curated record